AUGGAGAAAAAUAACGACAGUUAUUUAAGUGACAAGAAAGCAGCUAGAAAAUCGUACGAAGAUGAAAGAAAUAGGUUGGAGAAGGAAUUUACACGAAUCAAAGAUGAGGUCCAGAAAAACAAACUUGAUUACACCAAAUGUGUUGAUAAAGUAAGAGUGGAACGUGCCAAAUAUGAAGAUGCAAAUGCAAAAGGUAAAGCCGGGAACAAGCUAGAAAGUGCCAAACAGAGCUAUGUACAGGCUAGUGUGAAGUUACACAAACUACAUAACAAAUACAUUCUCUCGCUAUGUGAACUAAAGAGCCAUCAAGAACAUUAUAGCAACAAAACUUUACCAUAUUUCCUGGACCAUCACCAGGCCAACCAAGAGAUACUUGUUCAACAAUGCAAAGAUUUUCUAGAAGAGUUCCAGAGUUUGACAACAUUCUCUACAAAAGAUCAUAUCGCUGCCUACCAGUCUAUAGAAAAUGCCGUACAAGACAUCGUACCUGAGAAAGAAUAUACAGAGGAUUUUGCCGUUAAAUACAAAUCGGACCCAUUUACACCAGUGACAAUAGACUUUGAUGGUAAAAUACUAGACGAUUAUCAGGGAACAUUAGUACCGAACCGUCUCGCUGUUGACGAUUUUACACAAGAAUCACUGGAAUCACAAAAACAAACACUGUCCGAAGAAAUAGAUAGUAUAAAGAAACAGCUACAAGAUUUAGAAUCGGAAAAAAAAACGUCGGCAGACAGAGUAAGGGAUCUACGUAAGGACAUGUCAAAGUUGUCUCAUGAAGAAAUGUCUGAGUACCUUGAGAAGCGUAAACAGUUUGAGGAGCUGAAGAAAAAGAUAGCCGAGCUGGAAAGUAACAUGGCAACGAAAGCUGAUCUUAUCAAGAUAAUCGAAGAACCGCUAAAUAAAUUAGGUGAUGGCACGCCUCCGGCAGCUCUCGAUAUACCAGAUAUUUCCCUAGACAAUGUGUCCACUCACAGUGGCGGUGACGAGAAGAAUAGUAAAUUGAAAAUGUUUAAAAAUCUCAAGAAGAUGAACCCUUUAAGAUUGAUGCGGGAAAAAAGCCAGAUAGAGAACGGACAGAAAGAAGACGGUCCACAAAAUUACGAACAACAAGAAACACACCCUUCUUCCAGUGUGGAUUCCGGUUUUGCGUCUUGUUCAGCAUCACCUGCUAAAAAGUUAGAAGAUGAAGAAUGGUUCCACGGAGUUUUACCGCGAGAGGAAGUUCAGCGUCUGCUGUCAGACGACGGCGAUUUCCUGGUGCGAGAGAGCAAGAAUAAACGUACCAAUGAAACGCAAUAUGUACUGUCGGCCUACUGGCAGGGAUACCGUCAUUUCAUCAUACAGUUUCAGGAGGGCGGUUGGAGGUUCGAAGGCAGCACAUAUCCCACAAUUCCAGAGCUUGUAAAUCAUCAGUACCACAGUGGUCAACCAGUCACUAAUAAAUCAGGAACCAUUCUGUCGAAACCGAUACUCCGGGAAUCCUGGGAACUGAACAACGAUGAUAUAGUGCUUGAAACAAAAAUCGGAAAUGGCAAUUUUGGCGAGGUGUUUAAAGGUGUGUACAAACGAACCAGUGAGGUUGUAGCAGUGAAGACGUGUAAGGAUACGUUGUCAGAAGAACAAAGAAAGAAGUUCCUGAUGGAAGGCCGUAUAUUAAAACAGUACGAUCACCCUAAUAUAGUCAAGUUUAUAGGUAUUGCUGCUCAAAGACAACCUGUGAUGAUAAUUAUGGAAUAUGUUUCCGGAGGGGCUUUGUUAUCAUUUUUACGGAAAGAAGGAAAGAAGCAGUCAAGGUUAAAAGCUGCUCAAAUGUGCGUAGACGCAGCAUGUGGAAUGGCCUACCUCUCUGAUAAAGGGUGUAUUCACAGGGAUUUAGCGGCACGAAACUGUCUGGUCGGGGAUAAUCAUGUGGUGAAGAUAUCGGACUUCGGUAUGUCCAGAGAGGAAGAGGAAUACACCGUAUCGGACGGCAUGAAACAGAUACCGAUUAAAUGGACGGCCCCGGAGGCCCUUAACUUUGGAAAGUAUACGACGGCAUGUGACGUAUGGAGUUUCGGUAUAUUGAUGUGGGAGAUUUUUAGUAACGGUCAAACGCCGUACCCAGGAUGGACGAAUGCAAUAGCCCGUGAGAGUGUGGAGCAAGGGUACAGGAUGCAGGCUCCAGCCAGUUGUCCAGACAGUUUAUAUCAGUUAAUGUUAAAAUGUUGGGAUGGCAACCCGUCUACGCGAAUAAUCUUUAGUGACCUUCAUAAACAAUUGAAAGACUUAGUGGCUAAACCACCAAGAGGAGAAAACUGGUCAUAGCCCGCAUUUUUUGUUACAAAGGGAGGUAACUUUGUGUAUAUAGUGAAAAAACUACAAGAAACACCCAAGGGAGAGAACUGGCUAUAGCCAAGUUUUGUUAUAAAAGGGAAGUAACUGUGUAUAUACAGAGAUACUACAGAAACACCAAACUUUGUGAAGUGACAAUGAAAGUUUAGACUCUGUCUGGGUGAUGCGUGCCAUCAGAACAAAUGAAGAGUUGUUUGUUAUUUACAUAAGAACAAAAUUGACACAACUAAAAUGAAAUGAAUAAGUCAUGCUUAGGGUGCUAUAGUUAGGUGUUUUUUUAAUGAAAAAAGGGGGGAUAAUUUCUGUCAAAAUUUGGUGGAUAGCUUCUCGACUAUUUCCUCACAUUUUUGCAGCAAGAACAGGGUUGUAUGAAUUCGUAAACUUGCGUUAUAUUUGUUGCAAUGUCUAAUGCCAACAUUAAAGUAUUUUGUUAUGUUGAAGUUGAGAAAUAGCUGCCCCAUGUGAAUGUGCUUUAGAAUUAUAUACAAUAUGUAAUAAAAGAAAUAUUAUGAAACGCUAUAUCUAUGUAGAUCUUGGGUAUAUGAGUAAUUUUGUCCGAAAGUAACAGAUGUUUUAUUAUGAAGUGCUACAAUAAAUUAUGGAUAUAUUUAAAAUAUUAAUAUUAAGAUUUUCUCUGUGUAUAUGUGUAUUAAAGGGUACAAAGCAAUAUUGGACUGUCAGUAAUGAAAAGUCAUAUUGGACUGUUGGUAAUCAGUAGCUAUAUUGGAUUGUUGGUUAUUGGUUGCUAUAUUGGGUUGUUGGUAACCAGCAACCAUAUUGGACUGUUUUAACCAGCAGUCAUAUUGGACUUUUGGUAAUCAGCAGUUAUAUUGGACUGUUGGUAACCAGCAGCAAUAUUGGACUGUUUGUAACCAGCAGCCAUAUUAGACUCUUGGUAACAAGCAGUUAUAUUGGACUGUUGGUAACCAGCAGCUAUAUUGGAUUGUUGGUAACCUGCAGUCAUAUUGGACUCUUGGUUAUCAGCAGUAGUAUUGAACUGUCUGCAGUCAGUAAAAUAAUCGUAUUGUAAUAAGAAUUAUACAGAAGCACAUUUUUGGAAAGAAUUAUGUUUCUUAACUUCUGGUGUAUUAAAUUAUUUAAGCACCUUUAAAACUAUAUUUAAGACAUUAUCACAAGAGUAUGAAAACUAUGCUAUGUAAUUUUACAGUAUUUUUACAUUGUAAUGUCUGUUACAUUAAUUUAUAGCUUUACACCCUUUUAAGUGAAUAAGCAUAAUAACUUUAAUCUGCCUGACUUUGUCAACAUUACAAAAUCUUGUCUGUAACAUUGGCUAUGGCAAAGUACAUGUUGUUGAAUAUUCAUGAACAUUUAAACAUAUUCUUGAAUUUUUAUGAAUAUUCAGUAAGCUUAGUAUAUUUUCAGACAUGUAUUUAUUAUUGAUAAAUAGAUAAGGGAGUUAUGACGAGGGAGGGACAAAGACAAAGUAUAUGUUAAUAGAUAUAUUCAUGAACAUUUAUGCCAUAUUGAUAAAUAUUCAUGAACAUUUAUGCCAUAUUGAUAAAUAUUCAUGAACAUUUAUGCCAUAUACAUAUAUAUUAACAUUUAUGUCAUAUACAUAAAUAUUCAUGAACUUUUAUGAAUAUUAAAUAAACUUGACAUUCAUUUAUUAUUGAUAGAUAGGUAGGUGUUAUUAACAAGUGGGGAGGGGGUGGGACACAUUUUUCUUUUAAGAUUUUUUUUCUAAUUUUUAUGAAUGUUUUAUUGAAGUAAACUAAGUUUAUUACAUUUUUGAAAGACCCUUUGUCUUAUACAUGUUGAUGUAUAUAUUAAAUAGAGUUUUUAUUUUAUAUAUUAAAUUAUUCUUAAACGAAUCAUGUCAUCAAAAUUUCUAUAAAAAUCACCUAUAUCUGUAUAUGAUUAUAUAUAGUAUGAUACAUUUUUCAUUGGAUUUAUUUUUUUUUUUACCUAUCCGCUAGUUCAUUUCUUACUAUUAGUUUUUAAUAACAUUUGAAUGAUUUCUUAAUAGAAAAUUAGUUUUAAAUUAUCUUAAGAUAACCUUUAAAUAGUUUUGAAAAAGAUAAUUAAUGUAUCUUUUUAGGCUUUUCUAGAUUACUUUUAAUUUAUAUUUAUUUUUCAUCAUAAAGUUUAUAGUGAUAUAUUUACUUGUCUAUAGGACGGACCAUCUAUAAGACGCGGUCUAUUUUUUUUACUACAAAUCUGCAGUA
This is a messenger RNA of Ruditapes philippinarum (Manila clam), 4517 nucleotides long. Its product is annotated as tyrosine-protein kinase Fer-like. The record is from RefSeq and is a predicted model, not a curated record. Bases 1 to 2304 code for a protein of 767 amino acids. NCBI's taxonomy places the organism in Eukaryota, Metazoa, Mollusca, Bivalvia, Venerida, Veneridae. Gene Ontology annotation, biological process: peptidyl-tyrosine phosphorylation. Gene Ontology annotation, molecular function: ATP binding; non-membrane spanning protein tyrosine kinase activity. The transcript has 15 exons.